AUUCCCAGAGUUUCCUGGACAGUAGUAUGAACCAGACUCCAGUGUCGUCGGAAGGACAGCUGUUCUGCUCGGAAGUGUCUGUCACUACCGCCUCCUGUCAGAGAAUGUUCGGAUCCAUGCGGUCUGUAUUGUCAGGCAGCCCCUUCCCACACACAGACAGGUACUGUUGGCAAUCACACUCUAACGUGUGUGUGUGUGUACUAUACUGUAGCUACAUCUGUGUUUAUAUCUGACCUUGCCCUCCUCUCUCCUCCUCAGCCAAACUCCACCUCCAGUGUGGCUGGACAGGACUCCUAUGUCCCUGUCCUCCCCGUCCCCCUCCCCCUCUCUGUCUCCGCUCAGCCUCCCCAAUGCCCACAGCUCUCCCCGGGGGGUCCCGAGGGGCCUGGAGGGAUCUGGGGACCUGAGCUGGGGUGAGAGGAACAAGGGGUACCAGAGCCAGGGGGACUUAGCCUCUCUGCUGCUGGGGAAUGGAGGUCUGGGACUGGAGCACAGCCUGUUGGAAGCAGUGGAGGGGCUGGGGGGCCUGGAUCUAGGCCUGGGUCUAGGCCUGGACCUGGGGCUUGGAGAGGGCGGACUGGGGGGACUGCCACCCCUGCUGCCUGAGAAGAGGGUACCGGGGCUGGGGCUGGGUGGGUUGACAUCCCCCUCGUUCAGUGGGUUCUCCAGCCCCCACAGUGGUAGUAGUCUCAGCAUCCCCUUCCCUUCAGCCAUGACCCCUGACCCUCUCAUGACCUCUGACCCUCUCAAAGGACUCAGCGCUGGUGGUGGUGGAGCCCCUUCACCUGGAUCAGGUACACACACACACACACACACACACACACACACACACACACACACACACACACACACACACACACACACACACACACACACACACAUACAGUCCCUCUGCUGGCCCAUGUUGUGUUAUAAACAUACACAGUAUAGACAGGUAUAUGUUGACUCCAUACAUACAGUGAAAUCAGGCAUGCUGUUGUCUUUGUAUGUACAGUGCCAGUCAAAAGUUUGGACACACCUACUCAUUCAAGGGUUUUUCUUUAUUUUUACUAUUUUCUACAUUGUAGAAUAAUAGUGAAAACAUAAAAACUAUGAAAUAACACAUAUGGAAUCAUGUAAUAACCAAAAAUGUGUUAAACAAAUCAAAAUAUAUGUUAUAUUUUAGAUUCUUCAAAGUAGCCACCCUUUGCCUUGAUGACAGCUUUGCACACUCUUGGCAUUCUCUCAACCAGCUACACCUGGAAUGCUUUUCCAAUAGUCUUGAAGGAGUUCCCACAUAUGCUGAGCACUUGUUGGCUGCUUUUCCUUCACUCUGUGGUUCAACUCAUCCCAAAUCACCUCAAUUGGGUUGAGGUCAGGUGAUUGUGGAGGCCAGGUCAUCUGAUGCAGCACUCCAUCACUCUCCUUCUUGGUCAAAUAGCCCUUACACAGCCUGGAGGUGUGUUGGGUCAUUGUCCUGUUGAAAAACAAAUGAUAGUCCCACUAAGCGCAAACGAGAUGGGAUGGCGUAUUGCUGCAGAAUGCUGUGGUAGCCAUGCUGGUUAAGUGUACCUUGAAUUCUAAAUAAAUCAUUGACAGUGUCACCAGCAAAGCACCCCCACACCAUCACACCUGCUCCUCCAUGCUUCACGGUGGGAACCACACAUGCAGAGAUCAUCCAUUCACCUACUCUGCGUCUCACAAAAAUCUAAAAUUUUGACUCAUCAGACCAAAUGACAGAUUUCCACUGGUCUAACGUCCAUUGCUCGUGUUUCUUGGCCCAAGCAAAUCUCUUCUUAUUAUUGGUGUCCUUCAGUAGUGGUUUCUUUGCAGCAAUUCGACCAUGAAGGCCUGAUUCACGCAGUCUCCUCUGAACAGUUGAUGUUGAGAUGUGUCUGUUACUUUAACUCUGUGAAGCAUUUAUUUGGGAUGCAAUUUCUGAGGCUGGUAACUCUAAUGAACUUAUCCUCUGCAGCAGAGGUAACUCUGGGUCUUCCAUUCCUGUGGCGGUCCUCAUGAGAGCCAGUUUCAUCAUAGCGCUUGAUGGUUUUUGCGACUGCGCUUGAAGAAACUUUAAAAGUUCUUGAAAUGUUCUGUAUUGACUGACCUUCAUGUCUUAAAGGAAUGAUGGACUGUCGUUUCUCUUUGCUUAUUUGAGCUGUUCUUGCCAUAAUAUGGACUGGUAUUUUACCAAACAGGGCUAUCUUCUGUAUACCACCCCUACCUUGUCCCAACACAACUGAUUGGCUCAAACGCAUUAAGAAGGAAAGAAAUUCCACAAAUUAACUUUUAACAAGGCACACCUGUUAAUUGAAAUGCAUUCCAGGUGACUACCUCAUGAAGUUGGUUGAGAGAAUGCCAAGAGUGUGCAAAGCUGUCAUCAAGGCAAAGUGUGGCUACUUUGAAGAAUCUCAAAUAUAAAAUAUAUUUUGAUUUGUUUAACACUUUUUUGGUUACUACAUGAUUCCAUAUGUGUUAUUUCAGAGUUUUGAUGUCUUCACUAUUAUUCUACAAUGUAGCAAAUAGUACAAAUAAAGAAAAACCCUUGAAUGAGUAGGUGUGUCCAAACUUUUGACUGUACCAUCGUGCUCUAGUCUGUUUGUCUCUUCCUCUCUCUCUAGAAUGGGAGAGUCAGACUCAGUGGUUGUCUUUGCCUGUGCUUUGUGUUGCAGACCUGUUUGCCAGUAAGCAGGAGAGUGUGAAGUUUGUUCAGGACACAUCCAAGUUCUGGUACAAGCCUGACAUCUCCAGAGAUCAAGGUAAAUAUUGUCUCUAAAUAUUAGACAUCUGCUGCAAGAACUGUGUGUUAGUGAGUGUGUGUGUGUGUGUGUAUGUUGACACCCUAUUUCCUAUAUAGUGCACAACUGCUAUGGGCCCUGGUCAAAAGUAGUGCACUAUAUAGGGAAUAGGGUGGCCAUGUGGGUGUUGUGACUUUCUGUGUAAGACAUGUGUUUUGUCCUCUGUGGUGCUCUGUAGCCAUCACUGUGCUGAAGGACAGAGAACCUGGAUCUUUUGUCGUCAGGGACAGUCACUCGUUCCGCGGAGCCUACGGAUUGGCUAUGAAGGUGGCUACACCCCCUCCCUCUGUCCUGACACAGAGCAAGAAAGGUUGGUGUCAUAGGCUAAAUUUUUGAGCGUCCCAUUCUCUAUUAAGUAUGAAGUGCGCUACUUUUGACCAGAGCCCUAUGGGAAUAUGAACUCCUGAGUGGCGCAGUGGUCUAAGGCACUGCAUCGCAGUGCUAACUGUGCCACUAGAUCCUGGUUCGAAUCCAGGCUCUGUCGCAGCCGGCCGCGACCGGGAGAUUCAUGGCCGGCGCACAAUUGGUCCAGGGUAGGGGAGGGAAUGGCCGGCAGGGAUGUAGCUCAGUUGAUAGAGCAUGGUGUUUGCAACGCCAGGGUUGUGGGUUCGUUUCCCACGGGGGGCCAGUAUAAAAAAAAUAUGUAUUCACUAACUGUAAGUCGCUCUGGAUAAGAGCGUCUGCUAAAUGACUAAAAUGUAAAAUGGAAUAGGGUGCCAUUUGGGACACAGCCUCAGAGAGGUACAUCAGUUCCAGCAUGGUCUCAUUAGAUUAUGUCAUAAUAGGGUCAUUCCAAUUCAUUUCAGUAAGCCAUGACACCCACCAUCUCAGAUUGUUCUGAAAUGGAUUCUGUAGAAACAGAUAAGAUAAGCCUUCCUGUAUCAUUCUUUUGUUGAAAGACAAUUUGAACUCUGAGAAAUUAAGGUAAUUGAUUGAACCCAAAUUGGCCAUUUCAAUUUAUAGGAUUCAUAUAAUAUUCAAUUGAUAUAGUACCCAUCAUCCGAUUUGUACCAAACCUCUUCUUAACAAUGAUUAAGACGUGAGGAAUCCAAGUAAAUGGCCAAAAGCCACGCACGGACCCCCCCAAACCCCACACCAAGCCGACCCCAAUGGCCAGUAUACAUGAUCAGUUCUCUAUGUAUAAUAAGUAGUAUGAAGCUGCGGCUUGGAAUAAUGUUAAUUCAUACUAUGUAAUGUAUUCUCAGUGAAUUUGGUGCUGUUGUUUUUGUUUCUUUUCAGAGAAAUUAGCCAUUGAAGUCACUUGCAUUUUCCCCCAUAAAUUAGUGUGAAAGUACCAGGUUUUUCCCACUAGAUGCUGCUGUUUCUGCUUCUGCCACACACAUUUAUCCAUCAGAAAUGCACUUUCUUGUGCUUUUUGAGGUGGAACGACUCAGUAGUGACAUUUAACCAUUGUAGUUAUAUAGUGUGUCACUUCUGACUUAUUUCAAAUGAGAUAUGUCUGUCAGUCCAGGGCAGUGUAGGGUGAAGUUACCCCUAGAUGCUGACCCUGGGUCAAUUUGGUAUUUUCUCCACUAAUGGUUAAGGUUAGGAUUGGGGGAAGGGAAGCUGAUCCUAUAUCUGUACCUAGGGACUUGCCAUUUCUCCACACCUCUCUGACUCUGAGAUCCCUCUCUGAUGAUGUCACUUCCUGUCUCCACAGUGGGAGGGGACCUGUCCAAUGAGCUGGUGAGGCACUUCCUGAUUGAGUGCACGCAGAAAGGGGUACGACUUAAGGGCUGUCCCAACGAACCCUACUUUGGUGAGGACAUAUUCCUGUGUGUUGUGUUAUGUGGUGUGCAUAUGUUUACUGUAUGUGUGUUGUGUUGUGUGACUAUGGCUGCGUUUAGACAGGCAGCCCAAUUCUUAAAUUUGUUUCAGUAAUUGGUAUUUGGACCAAUCAGAUCAGCUCUAGGAAAAGAUCUGAUGUGAAAAGAUCUGAUGUGAUUGGUCAAAAGACCAAUUAGUGGAAAAAAAUAUCAGAAUUGGGCUGCCUGUGUAAAUGCAGCCUAAGUUUACUGUAUGUGUGCAUAUGUUCAGUUUUGAUGAAAUAAUAUGCAAUGUCUUCCUCUGGUGGACAUACUGAGUAGUGCAUCUAAACAGGUCCAUAAUAACUAGAUGGUAUGUGAAAGCAUCUGAGACAGUCUGUUUCCUGUUCCUCACAGGAAGUCUGACUGCGUUGGUCUGUCAACAUUCCAUCACCCCCAUGGCCCUGCCCUGCAAACUCAUCAUCCCCGACAGAGGUAAGAAAGUGCGUGUGUUUGCAGUGGUGUAAAGUACUUAUGUACAAAUACUUUAAAGUACUACUUAAGUAGUUUUUUUGGGUAUCUGUACUUUACUUUACUAUUUAUAUUUUUGAUUACUUUUACUUUUACUUCACUACAUUCCUAAAGAAAAUAAUGUACAUUUUACUCCAUACAUUUUCCCUGACACCCAAAAGUACUCGUUACAUUUUGAAUGCUUAGCAGGACAGGAAAUUGGUACACUCACGCACUUAUCAAAAGAACAUCCCUGGUCAUCCCUACUACCUCUGAUCUGGAGGACUCACUAAACAUAAAUACUUUGUUUGAAAAUGAUGUCUGCAUGUUGUAUUGUGCCCCUGGCUAUCCGUAAAUAAAAAAAACAAGAAAAUUGUGCCGUCUGGUUUGCUUAAUAUAAGCAAUUUGAAAUGAUUUAUACUUGUACUUUAACUUUUGAUACUUAAGUAUAUUUUUGCAAGUAAAUUUACUUUUGAUACUUAAGUAUAUUUAAAACCAAAUACUUUUAGACUUUUACUCAAUUAGUAUUUUACUGGGUGACUUUCACUUUUACUUGAGUCAUUUUCUAUUAAGGUAUCUUUACUUUUACUCAAGUAUGACAAUUGGGUACUUUUUCCACCACUGUGUGUUUGUGUGUGUGUGUGUGUGUGUGUGUGUGUGUGUGUGUGUGUGUGUGUGUGUGUGUGUGUGUGUGUGUGUGUGUGUGUGUGUGUGUGUUUUUAUAAAUUCCGCCAAACUCUUUUUUCUUUCUGUGUUGUCAGACCCUCUGGAAGAUACUAGUGAGCCAUCAACACAGUCAGCCACCAACUCUGCUGCUGAGCUACUCAAACAGGGAGCAGGUACUGUUUUAUCUCAGCUCUCCUCUUCUCUGACAUGGUGGGUGUGUGUUUCAGUGUGUCUCUGUUUCAGUGUGUGUGUGUGUGUGUGUUACUGUGUAUGACGUGUGUGUGUGUGUAUGUUUCCCCUCCCCAGCCUGUAAUGUGUGGUUCCUGGGCUCAGUAGAACUGGAGUCUCUAACAGGGUACCAGGCUGUGCAGAAGGCAGCCAGUCUGACUCUGGCCAUGGACCCUCCUCCUACCUCCACUGUGGUCCACUUCAAAGUCUCAGCCCAGGGCAUCACCCUCACUGACAACCAGAGGAAGUGAGUCAUACACACAAAUGCAUGCACACACUCAUAAUGUAAAGAACCUCCUAAUUGCAACAGAUAUUAUAUACCUACACUACAAUGCACUCACCCCUCACUGCCUGUCUCUGUCUCUCUCUCUGUCUGUAGGCUGUUCUUCAGGAGACACUACACUGUCAAUACAGUCAUAUUCUGUGCUCUUGACCCACAGGAACGCAAGUGAGUACUGUACACUCCAUGGUGUGUGUGUGUUCCAGAUAAUCAUGCAUGGUAAUUGAACCUAUUCUCUUCUCACCAGGUGGACUAGAGAUGGCUGCUCCUCUGCUAAGUAAGUCAUCCCCUCAUUUCACCUCCUCUCAUUCUUUCUCUCUCUCUGUCUCUUUCUGUCUCUCUCUCUCUCUCUCUCUCUCUUUUUUUUAUCUAUCUAUCUCAUUGUCUAUCGUUACUCCCUCUAUCAAUCAGAGCUAUCACUUCUCUUUUCUGAAUUAUUUAUUGAAUAGCACUGGGUCGUCUUCAUUAGUACACACCAUAGCGAAACAUAGCAAAACGUUUUGCAACGGAAAUUUUUUGCAAUUAAAAUGUGUUUCUUAUUGGAUAAAAUUCAGGUAGGUCACCCCCCAUUUCGGCCCAUUUGUUUCCGUUUCAUUCCUUGUGAAUAUUACUCUGGAUUAUUCUGUUUGGCUGUUGAAGCUGAAGGCUUACUGAGCUUCUCUGCUGUUUCUCCUGUCAGGAUCUUUGGUUUUGUGGCGAGGAAGUCGAUGAAUGGGACAGAGAACGUGUGUCACGUGUUUGCUGAACACGACCCCGAACAACCUGCCAGUGCC
Molecule: messenger RNA, 6979 nt
Organism: Coregonus sp. 'balchen'
Lineage: Eukaryota; Metazoa; Chordata; Actinopteri; Salmoniformes; Salmonidae
Source: the annotation of a GenBank genome assembly